UUUUUUGAAAAGCACACAUCACCUUUAAAAGGUAUGGAAGUCCUUGAUGAUGACGACAAAAGGGAAUUAGAUCCUGUAAGGAAAAGGUUAUUUGUAGAUGAUAGUUUUACCGAUGGGGAUGAUCUUGUUGAACAAGGAGAUGACAGUUCAUUGGUUAUUCUAGAAGAAGAACCAUUUCUCACAUCUUCCCCCAUUAAAUUUCAGCAAAAUAUUAUAUUAGAGGCACCUCACAACGACAAUUCCAUUAAGGUUGCCCUUGAUGAAUCACCAACGAAGAAACGGAAGACGAAAACAGACAUUAAUCUAACGCCCAGUAAUGACUGCCCAGGACAAGAUGCCAAAGAUAAUCAAGUUGAAGAAGAUCUUCUAAAAGAAGAUGAACUUUUCAUCGAUAAGAUUUUAUAUGAAACUGAAGAAUUAAAGAAGAUAUUGAAUGUCGAUUCAGAUAGUAAUGAUGAGGAUCUAUAA
Molecule: messenger RNA, 468 nt
Organism: Vanderwaltozyma polyspora DSM 70294
Lineage: Eukaryota; Fungi; Ascomycota; Saccharomycetes; Saccharomycetales; Saccharomycetaceae
Exons: 1
Source: RefSeq, a predicted model, not a curated record